AUGGGGUCCCUUGGCGGCAUCUCCCCAGGGGGGACAAUCGCCAUCGGAAUCAUCGUCGGCCUCUUAUCCACCAGCGUCCAGAGCCUGGGGCUCACCCUGCAGCGGAAAUCCCACAUCCUCGAAGACGAAAAGGGCCCGCACGAGAUACGCCGUCCGCCGUACCGGAGGGGCAGAUGGCAACUGGGAAUGGGCAUGUUCAUCGCCGCCAACCUUCUCGGUAGCUCCGUCCAGAUAUCGACCCUCCCUCUCCCCGUGCUCUCGACCCUGCAGGCCUCGGGCCUCGUCUUCAACUCGAUAUGCGCCACCCUCAUCCUCAAUGAGCCCUUCACGAGGUGGUCGCUUUGGGGUACGCUGCUGGUCUGCACCGGCGCCGUACUGAUCGCCAUCUUCGGCGCCAUCCCCGCGCCCGCUCACAACCUGCAGGAGCUGCUGGAGCUACUCGGCCGGAAACCGUUCAUCGUGUGGAUGAGCAUGCAGGCUUUACUAGUCCUGUCCAUAGCUAUCAGCAUCGACUGCCUCGACCACUUCACAAGCAUGUCGCUCAACUCGAAGUUCCGCUUCGUCCGUGGUCUUUCGUAUGGGUGCAUAAGCGGCAUCCUCUCGGCGCAUUCGCUGCUGGUCGCUAAGUCGGCCGUUGAGCUGAUCAUUAAGACGAUCGCGGACGGCAACAACCAGUUCGUACAUUGGCAAGCUUGGGCCCUCGUGAUGGCGCUGAUUACUCUGGCUUUGAGCCAGCUCUACUACCUGCAUCGCGGUCUAAAGCUUGUCUCUACCUCGGUGCUAUACCCCUUGGUAUUCUGUAUCUAUAACAUCAUCGCGAUCCUGGACGGCUUGAUCUACUUCAAGCAGACGGACAUGAUCAACCCCCUCCGCGCGUGUCUCAUUGCUCUGGGAACGGUGAUACUGCUGGCCGGCGUCCUGGCCUUGUCCUGGCGUCUCAGCGACGAGCAGCACGCGCCUGGCGUUGGCCAAUCAUCCCUGGCGCCCGGCCUCGGCCUCGUGGAAGACACAGAAGACGAAGAGGAGUCCCUCCUGGGUGGUGACGACCUAUACAGCCUCCACGAAGAGGACGAUCCCUUGCCUGCAACGACCUACUCGACAUUUAAUGUGGCAAGCGGCGAGACAUCACCGAUGGCUCCCACGCUUAAACGCAAAAAGACGGGCAGGAGAUGGCAAGAACGCGCCGAAAUCUGGGACGAACUCGAGGACCGCGACACGCCUACUCCGCCUACCGCGCGCAGGCGCUCCAGCACGAUGCCCGACGUUAGCGAAUCGACAUCACUACUCCCGCACCGCCGCGGCGUGAGCAGCGGCAGCGGCAGCCAGUUUCCCCCUCUCACUCCCACCUCAGAUGUGGGACCCGGCAGCGACUCACCCUCAUUACGUCGGCCCUUAGGGCGCAGAAGACGUAAAUCUACGGGGUUCCCGGGCUUCACGGCCCGCCGGCGGCGCAAGAGCCAGAGCAGCAUGCCCACGUUGCAGGACGCGCUGGGCGGCAUCUGGAGGCUCAAGUGGUGGCGGCCCGACAGAAGACCCGGCAGCGCGGCGGCGGAUGACGGUGCAAGUAACCCACCGGGAAGCAGUGGAAGCGGCAGUGCAUGGCCCGUGUUCCGAGACGAUCCUCCGCCGCCUACAGAGCAAGAGGAAGGGGAUGCCGGAAGAGGGAAGGGAAACGGCAGCGGUAGCGGGUCCCAGGAUAGGGGGCGGAGCGGCGGGCCGAAUGACGAUUCGCCUGUAUGA
Molecule: messenger RNA, 1740 nt
Organism: Colletotrichum graminicola M1.001
Lineage: Eukaryota; Fungi; Ascomycota; Sordariomycetes; Glomerellales; Glomerellaceae
Exons: 2
Coding region: 1-1740 (579 amino acids)
Biological process (GO): magnesium ion transport
Cellular component (GO): membrane
Molecular function (GO): magnesium ion transmembrane transporter activity
Source: RefSeq, a predicted model, not a curated record